UUGUGUAUGUUAGGCGAAAAAGGCUGCAAGCUGUGGUUUGCAAGGAAUUACAAAGGGCCUGCACAAAUAUUCGAAAUUCAGGGACGUUGAGUUAUUCAGUGAUGCAGUACUAAGAGCAGGUUAUAAAGAAACAGAAGUAAGAGUUCUAUUGUAGCAGAAUACGAACUGGAAAUGGAGCAGGUCUCAAGCCCAUAUUUCCAAAACUUCACUGUCAAACAGGAGCCAAUGUGGGACGGAGUUCAGAUUCCACCAAUACAGUUCCCCCCUGCUGCCCCUGCAAAGAAAAAACCUGGCAGGAAAAGAAAAGUGAAGGAAGAACCUGUAGAAAACGGUGAGUCUGUAACAGUAGAUGGUAAAGUGGUCAAGGUGAAACAGGAGAAAAUCACAGAACACUUGAAGGUCAGAAAGAAGUAUGACAGGUUUAAGGGGAUGACAGAAGAGGAAGUUUUACAGAGGACACUGCCUGACCACUUGACCCAUGGACUGGACAUUGUCAUUGUUGGAAUAAACCCUGGCCUCACUGCAGCUUUUGUGGGACACCACUAUGCAGGACCAGGCAACCACUUCUGGAAAUGCUUAUUCCUGUCUGAAUUGAUCCCAGAACAGCUGAAUGCUUAUGAUGACUAUAAGCUGAAAGAGUUUGGAAUUGGAUUCACAAAUAUCGUGGAAAGAACAUCUCGAGGAAGUGCAGAUCUCACAAAGAAAGAAAUCAAGGAAGGUGGAGAAAUUCUAAAAGGAAAAAUACAGAAAUACAAACCAAAGAUAGCAGUUUUUAAUGGGAAAGGCAUAUACGAAGUGUUUGUUGGACACAAGAACUUCCACAUUGGAAAACAACCGGACCAUUUUCCUGACUGUCCUGACACGGCAAUCUUCGUGAUGCCUUCCUCCAGUGCACGGUUUACCCAGCUUCCAAGGGCCGUUGACAAAGUGCCAUUUUACCAAGCAUUGAAGAAAUACAGAGACUACCUCAGAGGUGACAUAAGCCAUAUAGAGGAAUCAGAGAUCUGUUUUCCUAACCUUGACCUCAAGGUGAAGGUCAAGAAGGAACCUGACACAGAUCCAAAUGGUCAGAGUCUCCCCAAGGCUCCAGCUGAACCCAAACAGAAGAAGCCUAGAGCGAGAAAAAAGAUAAAAAAAGAGCCUAAAGAAGUUGAAGGUGACUCAAAUAUGAUGCCUAACUGUAUGAAUUUCCAGCAGUUUCAGGUUCCUAAUGGCCAGGGCAGUGCAAUGGCUGUACAGCAUGGUGCGUCUUCAUCUCUACCCGAUUUCAGCAGGGCAGUUCUUCAGGUUAAGUCUGAGCCAUAUGACCCCUUCUUGGCGUCUUUCAACCAGUCUGUUCAAAAUUGCCCAACUACACAACAAAGCUUUCAGGUCCAUUUCGGCUCCCAACAACAGCAACAUUUGCAGCAAUUUCAUCAUUCUCAGCAACAGCAUUUGCAACAUUUUCCACAGCAACAACAGCAUCUACCUCAGCACAAUAGUCAACAGCCCCAGGGUCAACCCCAGGGUUUACUGCCCCAGGGGCCAGACCCAUCCCAGAGAUUACAACAUUUCAAUGAUUCUCACCAAAAUUCUCAGGAGCAGCAGGGUUCUCCCCAAAACUGGUCAUCAUUCUCUCAAAACGGCAAUAAUAGUCAGCCUGCUUGCUCCCAGAAUGGCAGUGGAGCUCAAAGUGAAGCUCCAUCCCCUUUCUUUCCAUGGCAAUAUCAUCAGAAUCCAAUGCACCCUUCUAUAUCACUACCUUCUUCAACUACUGCUGCCUGCUUCUUUGCUAAUUCUCAGGGAAAUGUCUCCAUGGCAGCAGACAGGAAUUAUGGUAUGGUCUCCAUGUCAGGUGAAUCAAAUCAAAUGCCCCACAGUCGGGCUAACUCACAGAAUGGUAAUAUGUUCUCAGGUGUGAGAGUGAAACAAGAGCCUGGAGAGGGGUUUCCAGGUUCACAACAGUGUAACUUUUCCUGAUUACAAGCCACUGCUGACACAUUCUUACCUGACACAUUUGAUCUCAAAUGAAUAAGGGACACUCAUUUUCUCAUCUAUGGUAUAUACUAAUUUGAACAACGUAUUCAUUAAGUCAUGUUUUUUAGUUUGCUCUUAAGAAAUCUGAAGUCAUGAAUUGGAAACAUUUGUGGAAAAUAGAAAAAUGGAAAAUUUUUAAGUAAUGUAAAAUCACAUAUUUUCUCUUCUGAACAAAAGUUGAAUAAUUAAGAUGUGUCCUGUCUAAGUCAUUUAUAUUAUAGAUAGUUGUGUUCAUUAAAGUUUAAAACGAGGUUUGCUGAUAACAGAUAACAAAUGUUGUGCAAAGUAUCCACCAUUUUUCCAUGGGUUCCAAGUAUACCCAACUUAAAACACAGAGCAGAAAAAAUGUAUCUCUUUUCACAAGCAACAAUUCUUAUAUAAUUGAAGCUGUAAGGCCCUAAAUCAACAAAAAUUAAAAAUUAUGCAGGUGGUGUGGAGUAGUCCAAGUUCACAUCCAAUAUGCUAGUAUUUAUUUGAUAUUUAUUACACUACAUCCCUAUUUACAUCAAACUUAUGAUUUGUGUUGUUCUGUUUUGGGUCAUUGUUGUUAGUGUCUACAUUUGUUUUGUUUUUCACUUUUCUUAUAGCUGUAACAAUGCCUAAUAAUUGUGUUGCAAUUUAUAUUACUUUUACCAGUUGUGUUUUAGUAAAUUAGUAAGAGUUGCACCCUUAUCCAUAAGUUGUACUGUUUUUCAUAUAUAAUCCUAGGAAGCAAACUUUUUACAUUAAAAGUUGUUUAAGAUGUGAUUUUUAAGAAUAAUAUAUUUAUUUGUUUUUACAAUUUUCUACUCACAUUCAUAGUGGGAUUAUAGGAUUAUUUGAUGUUGGAGGUAUUUGGUUUUAGAAUACCUGGCUGUGCAAUUGUACAAUGUUUUCAUUAUUACAAUUAAAUCAUACCUUGUAUUUUAAGUGAAACCUCUGUUUAUAUGUAUAUAUUGAUUAUUUCAGUCUGUAAAAAAGAUUAGUGCUUUUUUUUUUUUUUUUUACUCCAGGCCUCACUACAAGGAGGAUUAUUGAUAUUAUUGAUAAUUUAUCACCAUUGCUGCUAUUCAGACAUCAAUUAUUGAAGAUCUAAGUAAAUGAAAUGUAGUUAUUGAUUUAUAAGACCAUGCUAAAGCAACUGUUUUAGACAGGAAAUUCUAUAAUUCAUAUUGUCACAUUCAGUGGCUUUGGUGUGGAAUGUUGUUCAUGUAACUGAUUGUCAGUAUGUAAUAAUGUUAUAUAUCAAAUAUGAUAUUAUAUCAUGUUGGCUACAAUGGUGCAUGCAGGUUUAAUCACUGUUAAUAUAAUAGUGAAGCAUCGCUGUUUUUUCCCCUUCAGUUAUAUCAGUUAUUCUUUUGUUGAUCAAUGUUUAAAGGGAUAAUAACUCUUCGUUUCGGCUAAAAAAAGAAUUUUCCUGGAGUAAAUGACAAUUUUCCCAUA
Messenger RNA from Lingula anatina, 3438 nucleotides. RefSeq lists its product as uncharacterized. The record is from RefSeq and is a predicted model, not a curated record. Gene Ontology annotation, molecular function: uracil DNA N-glycosylase activity; pyrimidine-specific mismatch base pair DNA N-glycosylase activity. Lineage: Eukaryota; Metazoa; Brachiopoda; Lingulata; Lingulida; Lingulidae. Gene Ontology annotation, cellular component: nucleus. Gene Ontology annotation, biological process: base-excision repair, AP site formation.